Messenger RNA from Vanrija pseudolonga, 309 nucleotides. RefSeq lists its product as uncharacterized. Bases 1 to 309 code for a protein of 102 amino acids. Lineage: Eukaryota; Fungi; Basidiomycota; Tremellomycetes; Trichosporonales; Trichosporonaceae. The record is from RefSeq and is a predicted model, not a curated record. The transcript has 2 exons.
AUGCCCAAGCUCGCCGUCCUCCUCGCCGCCCUCGUGCUCGCCCUCGUCAUGGUGACCCUCACGGCCGCCGCGCCAAUCGCCCACACCGACUGGCGCGACCUCGCCCUGCGCGCCCUCGCGCCACCUGCCAAAGUCGAGGUGUGCCCCCGGCCGGUGGUCAAGAGCUUGCGCGGGCGGCGCGUCGUGAUCGCCGAGAUGCCGGUGCGGCCUGGGGGCGUUGCUCGUACCUGCGCUCCUGCGCCGAUUGCCUCGCCCAAGACCACGGUUGCUGUUCGUCGUCGUGCCCUCCAGAUGGCGCCAGGCUCCUAA